GAGCCCUUAAAAUUAUACUAAAUUUUCAGGACCUAAAGAAAAGUUCAGUAUAGAAAACAGUGUUGAAAGCCUGUGGCUGUACCAACUGAGGUCAUCCUAACAGAGGAGGAAAGGAUUUUAUUUGUUCACUACCCAUGAAAAAAUGGGAAACAAAGUUUUGUAACUUUUUUCAUAUAUAAUCUUGAAAAAGUCUUUCUUCCCAUUUGAAGUGAGGAAUAUUUCAGUGUCAUUUUUUGGUGGUUUUCAAAACCAGUUACAUAAGUUAAUUUUAGCAAUGUAGAUUCUUACCGAUUUUUCUGGACAAGAAAUUACUACAUAACUUUAUUAUUACAGUGUAUUACACUAUGUUGAUGUGUUUUGGUUUUGUUUGUUUUUUUUUCCUCUGGAAGAACAUUCCUGUAGAAAGGAAAUAGGAGCCACAGUCUGAAAUCUAAAAUAAGGACUAAACAGCUUUUCAUUUGCUUUUCUACCCUUUGAGAUGCCAGAAGCAAUUUCCUCUUGAAGCUGACUUCCUCUCUGGAAGUGAUUUUCGUCUCCAACCAUGUUGAGGCUCUCUUCUCAUUCUUUCAUUCUGACUAACUUGCUUUUUUCCCCUCUGACUUUCUACUGCAGUUGGGAACUUCUGGAGUAAGAGCGACAGAUCUUGCUGCUCCCCCCACCUUUUCCUGCAACUUAAUCAUUUGCAGAUCUUGCCAUGGGGUGCGGACUGAGAAAGCUGGAAGACCCAGAUGAUAGCAGCCCUGGAAAAAUCUUUUCUACACUGAAGAGACCACAAGUUGAAACAAAGACGGAUUCUGCUUAUGAAUAUGUAUUGCUGGAUUUUACUUUAGAAGCUUCGUCAAAUCCAGAAGUUAUCAAGAUCAGUUCUGUGUUGGAUAUAGCCUCCCAGGUGGAAGAAUAUUACAGCAAAGGAUAUGUUGUAGGAGCUGUUCAUCCUAUUAUGCUGCCCAUUGGACAUAGAAGGAGUUUCCCUGCAAGUCACAUGUAUCGAGUGGUACUUUCACGAUUAAAAUUAAGCCAGAAGCAUGCAGCACCCAGAGGACAAAGGCACCCCAGGCUGCUGAUUGAGGAAUGUCCUUUAAUGUAUGAAACACUGACAAAUGAGGUAGUGAAAGAACUGUUAGAAAAGGUUAACGAAGCUGCUAAAAGAGGCAAGAAGUUUGUGGGAUUUGUAACGCAACACUUCCCUCAGCCUAAAGCCUGUAAUGGAACAAGCCCAGAUGGAAGUGCAGAGCUGGAAGCAACACUGGGCAGAAGAAACAGGGAACACAGGAGAGAAAACUUUGAUGAAAACUAUAAAAACUGGAAUGAGGGGACAUUGAGUGGUCAUUCAUCUGAGAGUGGGAUAGAGGAGGAAAUGCAAGGAGAAAGCAGACUAUUAGAGGAUUCAGACUUCCAGUUUGGAAAAGAAGUCAACCCUUCUAAACCACGGAAAGGAGAUGACAAGCUAUAUACAGUCUUCAAUGUUUUUGAUGAUGAUUCCACCUGCUGGACCUAUCAUGAAGGUGUUUUGUCUAUGAAAGUAACAAGGAAGGGGCCAGUUGUUAGUACUCUGGAAGCAGACUGGCUAGAAUUAACUACAUUUUAUUAUAAACAAGGAUUGUCCUUAGUUGAUUCUUUUGUGCACUGGGAAUCUUCUAAAGGGGACUAUUUGCCCAAAUCUUUAGAGGGAUUAUUUAUCUAUGAAGAAGAAGGUGCUGGGGUUCCAGGUUCUAGCAGGAAAGGAAAUGAUGCAAUAGUUGUUGAACAAUGGACAGUCAUUGAGGGGUGUGAAAUUAAAACAGAUUAUGGACCUUUAUUGCACACGCUGGCUGAGUUUGGAUGGCUCCUGACCUGUGUCCUGCCUACACCCAUCGUACGACAUGACAGUGAAGGAAAUCUCGCUACAAAGCAAGUAAUUUUUCUUCAGAGACCUGUUAUGUGGAGUUCUGCUGUCCAGACACCAGAGAGGAAAUCCUUAAGACAAGUUACUGGGGAGGAAAAAAGCAAAGUGUCUAGCAGAAGUGUUGGAUUAGACACAGCUACUUCUUGCCCUCCAGAAAUUGGACAACCACCUGGCGAGUUUCACCUGUCUCCUUCUAAACAGUGUUGGAUGAAGGAGGGAUCCUCCCAGUAUGGAGGUUUUCCAGGAUUCAGUAGCAGUGAUGGAGUAUUAAGGGAACUGGAUGAUGGACAGUAUGACCAGGAAGAUGGAGUCACUCAGGUCACAUGUAUGUGAUAAAGUAAGUAACUGCAUCAGAUGGACAUGUACAUAAUUCACACAAAUGGAUUUUUUAAAAAAAAAUUAUACUACUUUAAAUGCAUUGGUAUAAUCCUAUGACUUUGCCCAGACUCAUUUUGUAUUGUUGUCAGUUUUUGUUGUGUUAAUCCUACUGUAGUAAUAAUACUACUACAAAAUCAUUUCCUCUUCUGUCUCUCUUUAAUAGUAUAACUACAAGACUGGGUGUUCUCCUAACUUGUUAAUGCUUUUGACAAGCAAGGAAGCACAAGCUGCAAAAGAGUGACAGUUUGAGUUGUGUAAGGAGAAAGGAAUGAGGAUGUUUAGUAUUUUCCACAAACUGGAGGAAUGUUUUUGGGUUUGAUUGAUUGUUUGUUGUUUGUUUUUCUAAGGGUGUUGUAAAUAUUGGUGGGGAAAGAUGAACUGUCUGGCUGUUAAGUUUUAACGUAAUUCUCACUUUAUUUGCCUUGCAUAAGUUCUAAAGCCUAGAGAAAUGUCAGGUCUUAGCCUAAAGUGUUAGUAAUUUAAGCUACAUUCAGAUUUGGUGUGGACAAUAAAACUUGGGGUGCUGUAGGCAGACGUGUGCUCCUGUAAUAGUUUCACCUCUGCAGGUUGUAUCAGAGUUCCUUGUACGUGUAAGCCAGGUGCUGUCAGAGCUUCUAACUCGUGUAAUGAUGUAUUUGUAACUUACUCAUGAGUGGAAAUUAAGAACCACUCAUCCCCUGGAAGAUACCUUGCAGUCUAUGAGCAAGUAGUUUGAGAAGCUCAGGAGCAGCAUUGACAUCAGUGUGCCCAGUGAAGCUGCUAACAGAGGAGGAGAACAUAGGCUAAACUUCAUGGGCAGUAUUAGAUCAUGCAGUAUAUACAAACAUGCUGAUGUGUAUAUAAAAAAUGUCUCAGCUGAAUGUAUCUCACACUGGAUAAGGUGUAUUCAACUGCAUCAAAUACCAGACAUCCUUACCAUGGGGAGGAGCUGCUUGGGUUAAGUGAGAGUGAUGCUGGCAGGGCUACGUGGGGAGAGGCACAAACAGGAGUUAUUUUUAUGCUGCUGUCUGGAAACUACACUUUACAGAGGAGAAGCUGAAUAAAAAUGUAUCUCCAGAAAAAAUUUCAUUUUUCAUUUAGUUUUAGAAGCAAAAUACUAUAAAUGCUCUUCAUAUUUAAGCUAAUGCAAAAUAAUUCAGUCAAGAUGAGAAGUGAGAACAGAACUGAGCAAUUGUAUUCACAACCCUGCUCUCAAUGUUUGCAGUACAGCACACACAUCACCCAGGGAUUCUGAUACCUGUCUCUGUGUAUUGUGCUGCAAACAUGGAGAGAAAUGUCAUAAAUAUGUUUACCUACACCAGUCUGCUCCCCUGGGGGGGCAUCCCACCAGCUGCUGUGGGAGUCUGCCUGUCCACAGUGGUAGGUUGCUGGCACUAAACACAGUGGGCAAAUCAGUGCAGUAACACCAACAACUAACUCCAAAUGAGUACCCCAGGAGAUGACCAGGAUAAUGGAAGUGUAGCUGCAAUCUCAGAGCUGUGCAGAAAUAACAUGGGCAGAAGCUGCUUAUUUUGAUAAGCAAAAAUUAACUAAUGAAGGAAAAAAGUUACACUUGCUGCUAUUUCAGUUUAUUUUUGUAGGGUGGGCAGGGGGGAAACCCAUUCUACUGGCAUAAUUAGCGUAGUGGGAGCUUGAAAUAUUAUUGCUGCUUCCCAAUUUGAUUGUGAAAUUCUUGGGGGCAGGCUUGUUUAUUUUUCAGUUUGGAAGAGGAACUCAACAACUAUUUGUAGCUGGUUUGGGAUUUUUUUUUUUCCAAAACAGAUGCACAGCCUUGGAGCUGGAGACAUUGCUUCAGCUUCUUUUUCCCAUUGCAUGCACUGUGGGGAGCAAUGGGAGCACAGGAGUACCUGUAAGAGGAGGCAUGGUAAGAAAUCCCUUCUUGCCAAGGCUUCUCUCCCAGCUUUCCCAGCAUUUCGAGGUCAGAGAUGUGGGGCAUGAACCUUGCAUUUCGUUCCCUGUCUGGGGCACUGUGUGGAGGAAGAUCCCCCUGCUAAAGGGAGGGUGCUGGGCUGGCUGUUCCCUGCAGAGCCUGACCCAAAUGCUGCUCUCUCUUGCAGCUGCUGCUCUGGGAACAGCAGUCGUGGUCACAGUUAGCAGGGAUCUCCUCCGUGGUACACAGGGGGAAGAAAUGACAGACAUACAUGUUACAUCUGCCUCUGGCAGAAAGCCAGGGAACUCUAGCAUUUUAAAAAUGGAGUAACAGCUGGGCUUUUGCAACUUAGAAUACGUUGCUCUCCUUUUAAAAGUAUUUUUCAUGAGUUAUCCAAAACUCUGGUGUGCUUGUAAUUUUAACUACUAGUCAUUCUCCAUACAAGUCAAACCUGUAAAAUAAGCAAGAAUUGGUCAAAAACUUCAGCAAUUCUGAAUAUUUCAAGUUUGAGCUUUUAAAAUACAUAAAGAAAUUACUUUUUAUUAAGCACUAUUCCUGCUCAUGGUGGUUAACAGUAGUGAAUCCUUAACCAACACUGAACUACAACUAUUAAGUUACAAAGUAUAAAGUAGUAAAUUUAAUGCAGUUACUCUUUCUGGAAUGCAUUACUUGGAUAAAAAGAGUCAUUUAACUUUUAACUGAGAUCCUAUCAGCUGUUGAGAGUGCAGAAAAUUCAAAUAAAAUAGUAUCAUUUUAAGAGAUUUUCCCCUUACAAGUUAUGGGAGGUACACAAGGGAGAUUCUGUUCUGGUAUGAAGGUACCACAUGGAUAUCCACAGCUACACUCUAGAAUAUCAUUACUUUUAGCAAGACUUGUCUUAAAAUGAAAUAAAAUGGUAUUCCUUUCCAGUAGUCCCCAGUUUUAACUGUGCUUUAGUUCUUUCUUGUGAAUCUCACAGGUGUUGGCAGUGCUGCAAACCUCUGAAUUUCUUUCUUGUCUUUUUAAUUCAGUAUAAAUAUGUGAAAUUGUUUCCUCUGAACACACUCAGCAAUUCCUGUUAAAGAACAGCUGGGUUUUUUAAAUGUCAUUUUUCUCACAGUAUGAAAGUUGCCCCUGCUGUAGAAAUAUUAAUCUUGUUUUCCCAGGUCUCCAUUGUCUUUCACCUCACAGGCUCUGUAUGGAAGAAAAUAAACAAAAUACAGUUCUUCAUAUGGGGGGGAAGUCAACCUGACAGGAGUCAAGAUAGAAAUGUGUGAAGUGAGUGGCACAGAGGGUAGCAAAGGAAUGAAUUCCUCAGCAUUUUUUUUUUUUUGGUACAAGAAAUCAGGGCAAUCAUGGUAGUGGUAAGUAGCCAGUUUGAAAUAAAUCAUGGUAUCUGUUCAGCUGACUGUAGAAUUCCUUGCUGCAGGAUGUUGUGUGUAAAGUUACAUGGACUUAAAGGUGACCAAAAAACUCCUGAAAGGAAAAACAUUAUUCUCUCUGAAGGUCACUGAACCAGAAGCAGACUGUGAAAAACUGGUCUGACUGCACACCUCUCCUGUUCUUUAGAUUAUUGUGAGCACCAGGGGCUUCAUCACUGGUGGCAUGUAGCUGAGUGCUCUCCUGCUGCAAGGCUUGCUUUUGAAAGUCAGGGCAAGAGUUAUAUCUGACUUCACACUCUAGUCAAAGAACAGAGUAAACCACCUGUCCUCCUAAGGUGUGGAUGCUGAAACAGACUAAAUUGAAAAUGCUUCUAAAACAAAAUAUGGAAAAUCUUCUGUUUUGUUCCUUACAGUUAAAAAUGCUGAAAGACAACUAUAUCCCACUUGGAUAAGUGAGAAGGGGAGAGUUCAUUUUGGGUAUACAGGAUUCUAAUUUCAGAGACUCAUUUCAUCACCUGGUCUUACAACCAGAGCAUUUAGCUGUGCCUUUACUAGUGUGGGUGACCACCACUGUCCAUUAAGUAAACAAAGUUUGUAAAUCACAAGACCUGUCAGAGUAACUAACAAAACUUUUUGUAUGCUAUUAUGUGUGUGUAUGUACACACACUGCUCGGUUUCCAUUUUACCAGAGUGCAUUAACUUACUUUUUAUUGUAAGAAUUGCAAAUUAAAGCAUGGAUGCAUUCUCUGACAGAAAAAGGAAGUACAUUUUUACUCAAUGACAGGGCUUCAGUCAGGGGCAGCCUGUGUGUCUGAACUGUAGUAGGAAAGUCCCUGACCUGUAUGUGACGAGAGAAAUGCUCUGCAACUAUCAGAACAGAGACAGAAGGCAGCCAGUACUGUUCAUGAACUUCUGCAAAAGAAUGUUUAUAUUUUCUGAUGCUUAAAUUGUUUGGAGAGGAAAUAGUUUUCUAGUGUUUACAAACAGGAAGAAACUGUCCAAUGUUCAAUGUUUUGUACCCUGCUCAUAAUUGUCAGAACAGUUUAUUUACAUACCUGGUCUUUUGCAAUAAACUGUUGCUUAACUUCGGUGUUUCCUAUCUGUAAAGUACUAUUUUUGUAAAGGGUAAGAUCUUUUCUAUAGUUCAUAUAGGAAGGUCCUCACCAUUAAAAGCACUUAUCAAAUCAGUUGGUUUAUGAUGUUUGUCUCACACUGAUAUUAAAUGGGUUAAAUCAGUG
Molecule: messenger RNA, 6732 nt
Organism: Manacus vitellinus (golden-collared manakin)
Lineage: Eukaryota; Metazoa; Chordata; Aves; Passeriformes; Pipridae
Gene: RFTN2
Product: raftlin family member 2
Exons: 10
Coding region: 695-2218 (507 amino acids)
Source: RefSeq, a predicted model, not a curated record